This is a messenger RNA of Oryza brachyantha (malo sina), 3150 nucleotides long. RefSeq lists its product as uncharacterized. The record is from RefSeq and is a predicted model, not a curated record. The coding region runs from base 233 to 2824 and encodes 863 amino acids. Gene Ontology annotation, molecular function: protein binding. Lineage: Eukaryota; Viridiplantae; Streptophyta; Magnoliopsida; Poales; Poaceae. The transcript is spliced from 10 exons.
AUAAAGCUCGGCGAAACGGGGAGCGAGGGGAGGAAGGGUUUUGGAAUUAGGCCGCCGUUGCGUGGGAGAGCGCAAAGUGGGAGCAGCCGAAACCGAAGCUAGCCGCCGCCGCGCCGCCGCCGCAGAGGCGCCCGGUCGCUCCCCGGGUUUCCAGGGGCUUCCCCGCGCGCGGAGGGUGGGGGAGGAGGAGGAGGAGGAGGAGGAGGAGGCGGGGGGAUCUACGGCGGCGAGGAUGACUGGCGGCGGCGCGGGUGGAGGGAAGGGGGCGGCGGCCGCGGGCCCCGUCCCGGCAGCGUCGAGGAAGCUGGUGCAGAGCCUGAAGGAGAUCGUGAACCGCCCGGAGGCGGAGAUCUACGCGGCGCUGCGGGACUGCGGCAUGGACCCCGACGAGGCGGUCAGCCGCCUACUCUCCCAAGAUACUUUUCAAGAGGUAAAGAGCAAGCGUGAUAAGAAAAAAGAGGUCAAAGAGAUUCCUGAGCCAAGAUCUCGAGCGACAAGUAAUGCUGCCAGUCGAGGUGUAAGAGGCGGUACAGAUCGAGGUGGAAGGAACAGUUCUUUCCAUUCGAGCUCCAUUGACAAUGUGGCUUCAAGGUCAAUCUCGGGGCCUGGUAUGACAUCAAUCAAUCCCACUCAGAAGCAGACAGUUCCAAGUUCCUCUGUAAACAAAAGUGUGGUUGCGGAUGGACCAUCAGUACCGCCACAAUCGUCAUCUGGGUUUCAGCACGGCUGGUCUGGGACACCAGGUCAGUUGUCAAUGGCCGAUAUUGUGAAAAUGGGCAGGCCUCAGGCAAAACAGUCUUCUAGCAAGCCUGCUGUUUCCGCAGACAAAGGAUAUGCUGGACAAUACCCUUCUUUGCCCACUACCGUGAACCAGAACUUGAAACAAUCUGCUACCACAGUUUUACCAACAGAUCCUGACCAGGGGUUACAUUCUGCUCAAGAUUCUAUUCAUGUCAAGGAUCACAAUCUCUCAGCAGCUGUCAACAAGCAGACCUAUGAUAAUGAUUGGCUGCUUGUUGACAGACCUAAGGACGAGCCACAAUCAGGAAAUCAAUCAGCCCUACCUGAGACAUCAGGCGACCAGUCAUUAUAUGAGUCAUCACUACAGUCAUCUACGCUGGUUGCUGGUGUGAUUAACCCUCAUGAAAAUUCUCAUUUUGAUGAGAACAAACCAGCUGCAAUCGCAUCGGUAAAUGCUUCCGAGAGACACUUGGAACAUCAUGGAGGCAAUUCUGAAUAUAAUGAUGAGCUGCUUCAGGACUCGAGUACCUAUCUACCGCAGAAGAAUUCUCUUACAGAAGAUGAAGUUGAGGAUUCCAAUGCUGAUGUAGAUUUAGCCACAGAAAACUUCCAGGGUCUAAUCCUACAUAACGAAGAGUUGGUUGCAACAAAAUUAGCUGAAGAUAACCCUGCAGUUAUAAUUCCUGAUCACCUGCAAGUUACUGGCUCAGAUUGUGUGACUUUGAGCUUUGGCAGUUUUGAAUCUGGAGCGUUUUCUGGGCUUCUCCCUGUUCCAUCAAGGAUCCCUGAUGAUAACAAUGUAUUGCCUGUUCUAGAGGAAUCUGUACCUAUAGAUCAAAUUGAUUCAAGAGAUCAAGAUUAUUAUGAUAGUGGCACAGUUACUUCACCAGGAAAUGAGAACCAUGAUGAUUCUAUUAUAGGAAGUAACAUGGAGAACCUUGAUGUACCUUCUGUUUCACAGCCUGAUGUCUUGAGACAAGAAGUGCUUGAUCAUGCUGGUCUUCAAUAUAACCUACCGUCUGAUUCAAGUGCUGCAUAUGCAAAUACUACACAGCCAAGCACAAUGGAUUCCUCACAAGGAAACGCUGCACACACCCUUUCCCACCUUUCAAAUUUGCUGCAAGCAAAUUCAUUACACAACAGCCUAUUGGGGUCAAACAUUGCACCUCUUCGGGACUUGGACUUCACUCUAUCACCUUUGCUAGCAGCACAAUCUAUGGCUACAAAAUAUAACUCAGCUGCACCAACUACUACUGGACCAGCAAUCUCCAUGCAAGAGGCUCUGAAGCCUGGAGUUUUCUCGAACACUCAAUCUACACAGAAUCUUCCAAGUACUAGUGUACCAACAGGGCCUCCUCUUCCUCAGCAAUUAGUCCAUCCUUACUCUCAGCCAACUGUACCACUGGCGCCUUUUGCGAAUAUGAUUGGGUAUCCGUAUUUAGCACAGAACUACCCUGCUGCUUACCUACCAUCAGCUGCCUUCCAGCAAGCAUACUCUAGUAAUGGACCUUUCCACCAGUCUCCUGCUGCUGCUGUACCAGGAGGUGCCAUGAAGUACAAUAUGAAUGUGCUGCCGCAGCAAUACAAGAACAACCUAUCGGCUACAAGCUUACAACAGCAGCCUUCUUCAGUGAUCUCUGGUUAUGGAGGCUUUGGAAGCUCUAGUAAUCUUCAAGGAAAUUUCAAUCUUAAUCAGAAUGCUGCCUCUGCAUCAACAAAUCUUGGGUUCGAUGAAGCAUUGAGCACACCAUACAAAGAUCCCAAUCAAUAUAUGGCCCUCCAGCAGGGCGACAAUUCUGCAAUGUGGCUUCAUGGUGCUGGUUCAAGAGCUACGUCAGCGGUUCCACCGAGCCACUUCUAUGGCUUCCAGGGACAGAGCCAGCAGGGUGGCUUUCGUCAGGCGCAGCAACCGCAGCAGCACUCCCAAUUCGGUGGCCAUGGGUACCCAGCUUUCUACCACUCUCAAAGCGGUCUGACGCAGGAGCACCACCAGAACCCGGCCGAGGGAGGAGGCCUGAACGGUUUCCAGAGUGCCCAAUCACAGCCGUCUCACCAGGGCUGGCAGCAGCACACCGGCUACUGAGUGCUGUAGUACCCUUGUUAUAAGUGGGGGUUGCUAGCCGAGCAUGGCGUGCGUGUAUCCUGACCAGCUGCAGAGUCAAGCAGCUCGGAGUAGCUGAGCCUGUGCCUCGAGCGCUGAUGAUGGAGGGUCCACGCCAUUCAACAACAGUUUCGAGAGUGUUUUUAACAUGUUGCGUGUGUUCGUCAGACAGAUGAUUUAUGCUUUGUUUUGAUAGCUGAGUUAUAUGUGCCCAAGUGCAGUCUCUUCUUGUAACUCUCUUCUUGAGACCUAACAGGUGCCGUUCUGAUUUCUAAGAUCUAGCCGUCUUCUCGACCUUCUCGAUGCUA